Molecule: messenger RNA, 2352 nt
Organism: Hyaloscypha bicolor E
Lineage: Eukaryota; Fungi; Ascomycota; Leotiomycetes; Helotiales; Hyaloscyphaceae
Exons: 1
Source: RefSeq, a predicted model, not a curated record
AAUGCUUCUAAUGAUUCAUCCAUUGUCCACUCACAUAUGCCUUCGUCUCCGCCAUCUAUUGUACCACGCAGAUAUACGUACACAGCUCAUCUUCGUCAACAGCGCCAGCUGAAUCCAGAUGUUACUCAAACACCAUCCAUUGUGUUUUCCUCACCGUCUUUACCACCGCCAAUACGUGGUGCACGAGGCCAGCCAGCUCUGGCUUUGGCACCAGAACAAAGUCAACGCCCAACACUUUCUCCGACUGUUCGUGCUGGACGUGCUCUGCAACAUGUCGUUGUGCCUUCCUCGCCAAGAAGCCGCUCCCAAAGCUUAGGGAGCCCAUUUAAAAGCCCAGCAGCUGACAGAAAGUCGCUUUCAAGCGCAUUACGGCAAUCACGUCCUUCCCCUUUGCAAGAACGACGUGCGGGACCGCUUCCAAGACUUGAUUUAAAUUGUGAACUGGCUGAAGUUUCUUCUCAGAGAUGCCUGUGGAAAGGUUCGAAUCCACAAGAGGAUCCGUUCAGCAGCCAUGGCCUGUCUCAGACGAGGCCGCCUUCUCCCGUAGAGAAGCAGCAAUACAGUCUCGACCUUCCGGAUCAACACCGUUAUUCUGACCCUCGGCUUUCCCGCAUUAGAUCAGAAGCCGAUUCACCCAGAAGUGAUGCUAUGAGCUGGCAAGCUGAAGAGGAGAUUUCUCUGCCCGAGGGGACGACAUCCAUCUCUAAUGUCGCGAUACCGGCGGCCAGUUCGCGAGGAUGUUUACGGGGGAGUGAAUGCAGCAGGAAUAGUGCAAUGACUUCGGAGCAAAGAUAUGCUGCAGAGAGAGAGGCAGUGAGACAGCAAAUUGUCUCCGCUGAUUCUAGUAAGGUCAUUGUAAUUGACUCAGACGACGAUGAGGUGAAUGAUGAUCAUGGUCACGAGGAUGAAGAUUUUGACCUGCUGUUGGAGACAUUGAACUCUUCUUCACCAGCAGUUCAACCGCCACAGGAGCCCGUCAAGAAUGCUCUCGAAAAGACAAGACGAAGCAAGAUACCAAGCCCAUGGAGAAAGAACAGUAAAAGACUGGUCUACAGCGAUGAAUUAUCCCGACUUGACUGUCCCAUUGCCGGAAGAGUUGCUGUUGUCAAAGGCCUCGCGAAGGACUUAGUGACAGAAAUCGCAUCUCAACCAGUAACAGUUCGGCGAAUUGUGACGCCGAUAUACAGUGAUGAGACAGAUCCUGCUGAUCUCUCCGGAUUCCAAAUACCACAGAAGUCAAACUUCAAGCCUCGAGUCCGCGAAAGCAAUCUUGAUCUUUCCGCACUGCUUGCUUCACCUGAGAAGCCUCUUCCAAAGCUCACUACAAGCUCAUGGCAGCCUUCGUUUCAGCAGGAUUCUUCUUCGAGCCAAGUGUCCUGCACAGAGAAGCCCAGGGAGAUUCCAAAAUCAUCUGAGGCUGGAUCUGGACAUGUCACUAGAUUUACACCAAUUCCUCAAAAGUCUGGUUUCAACCCCCGAGCUCGGGCAGAACUUUCAUCCUCGCCCAUCAAGCAGACGUCUUUUGCUCCUACCAUUUUCGGCGGCCCCAUGAAAACCAGCCUGGCUCGUACCCUAUCCAGUUUACCACAGCCAUCUUCGCCAGUCUCCAGGCCGCUCCACAGUUCAUCUCCGAGCAGAACCAACAGUCUCUCUGCUCUGCACACCCCCUCGAAUCAACUAUCCCCAUCAAUGUGCAGUGAGGAGUCUCAUUCUCCUUCGCUGAUUUCAAAUGAGGAGAAAGAAAACCAACCCACACAAAACCGAACCCUGAAAUGGACCGAAUCUCUGCGUCUUCAAUCAACCACCGCCCUUGUACAGACCCCACUACCAACAACCUCGCCCACCAAGUCUUGUCUGCGUUCCCCUCUCAAGACUCCCUCCGCCAACUACGACUCUGGGAAGGCAAGUCCAAACAAAGAAGUCACUUUUGUCUCCUCGUCACCCAUCCCUAAUUCCCCAGUCACCGCGCCUUUGUCCUCAACAAAAUGGUCAAAAGACCAUUGGCGCCUCCUGGACUCCAUCCUCCAGUCAUGGAAGCCAGAGAAUCAAUCACCUGCCUCCUCUUCUGACUCGUCAGGAGAAGGAAGCAGAAGCGAACAACCAAGAAAGAGACGCAAUUCAACGAGGGUGAUUAGUAAAUUGUUGGGCAAGAAGGUGUCAAGUCAAGGCGAGAGCAUGCGUUUCGAGCAAUGGCAUUUGGAGGCUGUGGAUGAGUUCCGUGGCUGCGUUCCAGGAUGGGAGGAGAAGGUUGUUGCGAUGAGAGUGUUUGCUUUGAUUGUUGGGGAGGAGAGAAGAGCGUUGGGGUUGGUAGGAUCAAGUAGUCAGGAUGAUUGGCGUAACGAAACCAGGUAA